Drosophila serrata is the source of this 780-nucleotide messenger RNA. RefSeq lists its product as uncharacterized. NCBI's taxonomy places the organism in Eukaryota, Metazoa, Arthropoda, Insecta, Diptera, Drosophilidae. The record is from RefSeq and is a predicted model, not a curated record.
GACAAAUCUCAAACUAAAUCUAACUGGAAAAUAAAAUUAAUUCACAAACAACAAAGAACAGAUUCCAUCAUGAGCUCCAAUGCGAGUGAGGGAAGCUUUUAUUUCGAUCUCUCUGGACCAUUUGUCAAUCGCUUUUUGCGAAUCGGUUACUUUCGGAUGAUAAUCGAUUUCCUGGCGAACUCUCUGAUGCUUGUAAUUAUGGGAACUGUGGCCUGGAAAUGCAUCCGUUUGAAAUUACUUCGUACGGCCAAUCAUGCCGUUUACUCCACUUUGGGAUUAUUCUUCUUCGUGGCUUGGUCUCAAAUGUUAACAUGUCACUCCUGUUGGCUGGCAAAGUCCUUUUGGGCAUACAUCCUUCAUGCGGUGCUGGGUGCCCUUGCCAUGUGGACCGGCGGUAUGGGAAUUCUCGCCAAGAUCUUGGACAAGAGGCGGGAGAAUAAAAAGUUUAGUAUCAACGAUCGGGAGGGACACAUGUCCUCGAAGCAUAGCAGAUGCGGUCUGGUGGGAUUUUUGUUCCUUUUGUUCUGUGUCCUUACGGGCGUGGUACUAUUCGGUGUCCAUCGAGCGAAACUGCAAUUGUGUCACAGGACUUUUGGACUCUUUAGUUUCGGAUGUUUGGCCAGCAGUCAAUGGUUCUCCUUUAGCACUGUGUUUGCCAGGAGAGAAUGGAACUGGUUGUGGAUUAGAGGACUUCAGCUAUCCACCGCAAUUGCCACCGUUCUUGUGGGCUACGAGGAGCUAUUUCAUAUUGUUCAGGAUUUAUUGGAAUAUUUUAAAUGA